Molecule: messenger RNA, 1598 nt
Organism: Neolamprologus brichardi
Lineage: Eukaryota; Metazoa; Chordata; Actinopteri; Cichliformes; Cichlidae
Gene: st3gal7
Product: ST3 beta-galactoside alpha-2,3-sialyltransferase 7
Molecular function (GO): lactosylceramide alpha-2,3-sialyltransferase activity
Source: RefSeq, a predicted model, not a curated record
GCCAUUUUAGCAGAACAUAACAAUAGAUGUUAUGUUCUUCUCCUCUCCUCUCACCCAUGGAGCUCAGGCAAGGACACAGUUAACAAUCAGCUUGUCUUUUAUCAUCCAGGCUGUGAAAGUAUGAGCGCCAUGGUAACGCAGAAUCGCUUGAGUGUAGCAGACCUGGACAACAGCUCUCUGCAGCUGCCUGAGGCCGCAGAAGCGGCAACCCCAAGACCAGCCUUUCACAGGAAGAAAGUGGUCCCAAAGACUGACUCCAGAGAUGUUUUUCUCAACAGAGAGGAGAACCUUUUCUUUAGCCUGAUGCUGCUGAUCGGAUGUUAUUUGGCUAUUCUGAUUCCUGCUUAUCUCCCCUCGGACAAGGUGGCAGCUAUCAGAGACGACUAUCAACAACCCAAAGAUAUGGCCGUACUAAAUCGGUCAGCCUCUCUGCUGGCAGGACCUUGUCUGCCUCGCUGGUGUCUAAACCACCUCAAGCACCUGUCUUGUCCCGUUGGCCUCGAAGACAUCCCUGUGUUUAUACAGCAGGAGAGGCGUGAGCCAUGGAGUCUGUCUCCUCCUCUUGGGUUUCAGGGCAUCGAACAGCAUCUCGCUGUAGCGCUCGCCACUCUGCCUCAACCUGGCCUGCCUCCAUCAUUGAAGAGAGAAGGCAGCUGCACGCGAUGCGUGGUGGUGGGUAGUGGAGGGAUUCUUCAUGGGAGCCAUCUUGGAUCACAUAUAGAUCAGUAUGACAUCAUUAUCAGGCUGAAUAAUGCUCCGGUGCACGGCUUUGAGAGAGAUGUUGGUUCGAGGACAACCAUUCGCCUGACGUACCCAGAGGGAGCACCUCACUCCUCAAACGAGUACAGAAAGACUAGCAUAUUUGCUGUGGUGGUCUUUAAGAGCCUAGAUUUAGACUGGCUUACUUCUGUCAUCACCAAACAACCUCUGAGCUUCUGGUCUAAAAUGUGGUUCUGGAAGGAAGUUGUGGAUCAUAUCCCCCUGACACCAGAGAGCUUCAAGAUCGUCCACCCAGAGAUUAUUCACAAGAUGGGCCAAGUUAUAGAGAAAUAUGAACUGAACCAGAGAAAUAACAUAUUGCCAACAAUUGGUGCCACUGGAGUGGUGAUGGCUUUGCAGCUCUGCGACCAGGUGAGCCUGGCUGGGUUUGGGUAUGACAUGCAGCACCCUGAGGCCAGGCUUCAUUAUUAUGAGGCCAUACGCAUGGACACAAUGAAGUCUCAAGUGGUGCAUGAUGUAACUGCUGAAAAACUCUUCUUGAAGGACCUGGUGGCUGCAGGAGUAGUGACUGACCUAACAGGAGGGGUAUGAGUCAAAGAUUGGUGAUAUACAGAACUGAAGAACUCUACACACUGCAGACUGAUUCUAAAAUGCUCACAGCAUCAUGUGGUUAACUGAUUGCUGAGCACAUUUAACUCCAAGUGACGGUAGAGGCUAAUUUUUCUCAUUACAAUUCAAUGAACAUGUUAAAUCACUGGAUCCUGUUCUGUAAUUGUGAUAGGAGAAGCUAAAUUGUGCUACCACACAGAAAUGUGACGGUCUAGGUUCACACUGUACUAUUUCAACUGAGUUUACAACAAUUUAAUAAACAUAAAACC